AUGAAGCUUGAGGAAAAUUCAGUUCAGUUCUGCUUCCCUUUGCACAACUCAUCUUGUGUUAAGGACUGGAGAUCCUUUAUGGAAUACAUCAUAAUGUAUACUUUCCUUUCAACAGUGUCAGGCCUGACUGUGUUUUUCAACCUGCUGGUGAUCAUCUCCAUCUCCCACUUCAAGCAGCUUCACACUCCAACCAACCUGCUCAUCCUCUCUCUGGCUGUGGCAGACUUAUUGACUGGGCUCAUAGUCAUACCUGUGGAAGGACUUGCCUUUAUUGAAACUUGUUGGUACUUUGGAGAUUAUUUUUGCACUGUAUUUCCCAUUAUGAUGUUUACCAUCUUCUCUGGAUCCCAUAUUAGUAUAUUUUUAAUAUCACUUGACCGUUACAUUGCUGUUACAGAUCCAUUCCAUUAUACAGUUAAGGUGACCUUCAAGAGAGCAGUCUUUUGUGUAUCAUUCGGCUGGUUUUCUUCUUUUAUCUAUGCUUUAGCCAUUUUGAACAAGCGCCAGGCCAAAAUCAUUAACACUGUCACAGUCAGGAUCAAACCAGAAGGUAAAGGCACAGUACCAAAGACGUCUGAGACCAAGGCUGCUAAAACAUUAGGAGUUGUCAUAGCAGUUUAUUUUAUCUGCUGGAUACCCUAUUUUAUUGGGAGUCUAAUAGCAGAUAGUGUACCAUAUAAUUCAGCUGUCUUUGUUUUUAUGUACUGGCUUUUGUAUACUAAUUCCUGCAUGAAUCCCCUUAUGUAUGCCCUCUUUUAUCCAUGGUUUAGAAUAUCAGUGAAGCAUAUUUUAACACUGUCAAUGUUUAACUCCUCAUCCUCAUACUUAAAUGUUUUCCCAGAAAGAAAAUAA
Messenger RNA from Sardina pilchardus (European sardine), 852 nucleotides. RefSeq names its product trace amine-associated receptor 1-like. The transcript has 2 exons. NCBI's taxonomy places the organism in Eukaryota, Metazoa, Chordata, Actinopteri, Clupeiformes, Clupeidae. Gene Ontology annotation, cellular component: membrane. The record is from RefSeq and is a predicted model, not a curated record. Gene Ontology annotation, molecular function: trace-amine receptor activity. The coding region runs from base 1 to 852 and encodes 283 amino acids. Gene Ontology annotation, biological process: G protein-coupled receptor signaling pathway.